AUGCGGAUUGUACCUGUACCUGUUCGUGAUGACAACUAUGCAUACAUUCUGAUGUCGACGCCACAGAAAGCGCGCCCACAGGCCGUGUUUGUCGAUGUGUACGAUGUGCCUCGUGUGCAGAAGGUGGCUGCGCAACUUGGUCUCAAAGACGAUAACAUUCUUGGUGCUAUUACGACGCAUGGUCACCAUGAUCAUGCCGGUGGCAACAAGGCGUUUGCAUCGGCCUAUCCAGGUCGCAAGAUCUGGGGCGGUGCGUCGUCCGUGUCGAGUGUCACUGAUCUUGUGCAGCAUGGCGACUCAUUUGAGCUGUUUGACGAGGCACCUGUCCAUGUCAAGUGUCUUGCUACGCCAUGCCACACACGCGACAGCAUUUGCUUCUAUGUAGAAGACACACGGAGUGAGUCUGCGUUGGCGCAGACGCCGAAUGGUGUCAAAGAAGGGCCCGAGGGUGAGAAGAAGCGUGGUGUAUUUACAGGUGAUACGCUCUUUAUUUCUGGGUGUGGCCGCUUCUUCGAAGGGUCUGCUGAGGAUAUGGACCGUGCGCUGAACGAGGUGCUGUCUACGCUACCGGAAGACACCCUCAUCUACUGUGGCCAUGAAUACACGAAAUCGAAUGCAGCGUUUAGUGCGGCUGUGCUGCCUUCCCGACCGGCUGUGCAGUCGUUGGUGGCGGAUCUGCGUCGCGGACGCAACGGCGGUGUGACCACGGGGAUUUACACAUUGGGGGAGGAACGGCAACACAACCCAUUCAUGUUAGUCAGCGACCCCGAGGUGCUGCAGGUCACAGGGUCUCAUGACAAGCUAGGCGCUAUGCAGUAUUUGCGCGAGGCUAAAAACCAAGGGCGUCUGCAAGCUGCCAUCUAG
Messenger RNA from Malassezia pachydermatis, 864 nucleotides. RefSeq names its product hydroxyacylglutathione hydrolase. The transcript has 3 exons. Gene Ontology annotation, molecular function: hydroxyacylglutathione hydrolase activity. Bases 1 to 864 code for a protein of 287 amino acids. NCBI's taxonomy places the organism in Eukaryota, Fungi, Basidiomycota, Malasseziomycetes, Malasseziales, Malasseziaceae. The record is from RefSeq and is a predicted model, not a curated record.